Messenger RNA from Guyanagaster necrorhizus, 2634 nucleotides. RefSeq names its product TFIID and SAGA subunit. Bases 23 to 2419 code for a protein of 798 amino acids. The transcript has 9 exons. Gene Ontology annotation, biological process: transcription initiation at RNA polymerase II promoter. Gene Ontology annotation, molecular function: RNA polymerase II general transcription initiation factor activity; protein binding. The record is from RefSeq and is a predicted model, not a curated record. Gene Ontology annotation, cellular component: transcription factor TFIID complex. NCBI's taxonomy places the organism in Eukaryota, Fungi, Basidiomycota, Agaricomycetes, Agaricales, Physalacriaceae.
GCUCUCCUGCUUUCCUGCAGCCAUGUCGGUCAACACUCCUCCCGGAUCUACUGGUUCUCCUGCUCCCGCUUCUCCUGAAAAUAAUGCGUCCACAAAUCAACAAAAUAAUGCGCUUGCAGACCGUAUGGUCCUCGACUACCUGCGUGCUCGAGGUCAUGCUGCUGCUGAGAAGGCUCUCGCAAGUGCCGUCGAAUCUGCCUCUCCUGACGAUAAAGGAAAGCAACCAGAAACUCUUACCUCCGAAGAUCUGGUCAAAGCUCUCGCAGUAUUCGCUCAGAAACCUUCUCGGCCAGGCGAAAAUAUUCUCAAGGAUCCUUCAAAUGUUCUGACCGAACUCACGUCAUUGGGAAAUCCGUCGAGUAUUCAGAAUCUAAUAGCUAGUAUCGGCUCCGUUGGAGCAGAAGAUAUACUGUCAUUGGAUCCCACAGAUAAGCAAGAGGGAUUUCGAGAGUUGGAAGCUUGGGUCGAGGGAUCCCUGGAUAUGUACCGACCUGAAUUUCGGCCAAUACUGUUCCCAAUAUUCUGUCACUUCUAUCUGGAUCUCAUACAACGCGGUUUCAAGGAUGCAGCGCUUCGCUUUUUCUCCUCUUUCUCAGCAUCUCUUGCUCCUGCUCACACAACAAUACUACACCAUCUCUCCACUCUCUUGCUUCCCUCCCACGUUCAAAACGACGAGCUGGCCCAACGCUUCCGUGAUGAAAAGUAUGUCAUUCGAAUGAGUCGUUCAGGUUUUGGUUUGCUCGUAGGGUGGUUGACAGAGGGUGUCGGAGGUGAGGCAUCGGGCGCAGGCGAAGGCUUCUCGGGCGAAAAGGGCAAAAGAGGACGUGCAGCAGUCAUGCGCGUUGUCAACAACCAUCUUCGAUUUGAUGUCACUUCCUCAAAUCCCACUUCAGUCGCACCUAACACUUGGGAAGAAUCUACGGGCCUACUAUCAUCACUGAUCCCUCAAACAAACGGGGCUGCCACAAAAAUUACCAAUCCUCAAGCCUUCAAUACGUCGAAAGGCGACCUUAAACUUGGUCCUAGGCCGAUAGCCGAGGAUCUUCGUGUAGAAUCAGAACGCCUGCUACGGGAGCAAGCCAUGGUCGAUCGGGAUCCCAACGCUCAAUAUGACAUCCAGUAUGCCAGACCGCCUCUAUUGCCAGGUGUUCUCCCUGUAUCAGAAUCGGACCUUUUACCUCACCCUCCCACGUUCAAAACCACCGACGUGGAACGAGAGAUCCAUGCUGUACGGGACGCACGCCGGAGAAUUCGACUUGAACCUUCAGCCCUUAGUAACAUCGACAUCAACUCUCCUCAAGCCAAUACAGCGAGGGCGCGCGCUCUCCCCAGUAUUUGUGCUUAUACAUUACACAAUAUUGUAGAAGGAGCACCCUGCAUGACCUUUUCUCAAGAUACUUCAUUGAUGGCCGCUGGUUUCGCUGAAAGUUAUAUCAGAUUAUGGAGUCUCAAAAACGAGAAACUCAAAGGUAUGAGGAGUGAUUUUACAUCAAGCGCUGUCAAAGAUGCCGCAUCUCUUCGCAAAAUCAAGGAAAAGAAAGGUAGCACGACUCGGAAGUUAGUCGGACAUAGCGGGCCUGUUUAUUCACUUGCGUUCGAUCCUCUCAACGGCUCCGCAAGCCCUCCUAGAUAUCUUCUGUCAGCGUCAGCGGAUGCUACAGCGCGUUUGUGGUCUAUGGAAACGAUGAGCAACGUCGUUGCUUUUCGUGGGCAUGAGAAUCCGAUAUGGGAUAUCAAAUGGAGUCCCAUAGGAGUCUACUUUGCUACUGCGAGCAGAGAUCGGACAGCUCGGUUGUGGUCGACAGACCGUACGAGCUGUUUGCGCAUCUAUGCGGGGCACUUAAGUGAUGUGGAUUGCAUUGAGUUUCAUCCAAAUUCUCUGUACCUUGCUACUGGAUCCAGUGAUUGGACAGCCCGAUUAUGGGAUGUUCAACGAGGUUCAUGCGUACGGGUAUUCAUUGGACAGCAAGGCGCCGUGACUUCAAUGGCUAUCAGCCCAGAUGGACGAUAUCUAGCGACUGGAGGAGAGGAUCUGGCUAUUAAUUUGUGGGACAUCAGUUCUGGAAAGAGAGUCAAGAAGAUGUCUGGGCACACGGCGUCGAUAUAUUCUCUGGCAUUCAGCGCAGAGUCUUCUUUGCUUGUUAGCGGAGGUGCUGAUUGGACCGUUCGAUGUUGGGAUGUAAAAAGCGCAGGAGGAUCGCCUAGCAAGCCGCGGGAGAACGGGACUACACAGUACACGCCAUUAGGGCUCGCAAGUAACGGCGCAAUUGUCAGUGGUUCAAACGACGAAGAAGCUUCCGAGACAACUGAUCUCCUUGCGACCUUCCCGACUAAAAGAACUCCAAUCACGAAUGUACAGUUCACGCCUAGGAAUCUCUGCCUCGUAGGAGGGAAUUAUCUCUCUCCGGAUGUGCGAUGAUCCGAACAUCGUCGUUGUAGCACCAUUGUGAGGCCAUGUACUAAUUAGCCUAACUUAUUUAGCUUGUCGACAAUUCGUAUUCUUCAACCUCCUCCAAGAAUGUCACUAACAAACCUCACCGCGGCCUCCAGCUGCGAAGAUUGUCCGUUCUCGAUCAAGCUACGAAGAAUGGCGACAAACUCUCCAAGGUUUCCACCCCGCACGGCAUUAUUCAU